Messenger RNA from Petromyzon marinus (sea lamprey), 7283 nucleotides. The record is from RefSeq and is a predicted model, not a curated record. Lineage: Eukaryota; Metazoa; Chordata; Hyperoartia; Petromyzontiformes; Petromyzontidae.
AACUACCUCGCCUGGUAUACAGGAGAUCGUGGGUUCGAUCCCGACCCUGACGAUGCCUGCUGUAUGUUUGAAUUUUGCGUGUAUCUGUACCCGUGGUUGUGUGCAUUUUUCUCCGGUUUUUCCCUCCGCAUUGAGAAACGUGCAUUUAGACUCUUCGGCUGCUAUACAUUUCGACAUGAUAAGCCACUUAAUUGGGCUAUCAUGUGUAGCCAGGUUGCUUAGGAAAAAAAGAGCUACAUAUAGCUCAGUGGGCCAUGGUAUAAUAAAAAAAAUAGUUUUUCAUUCAUAUUCUCUUCUCCAGCGCAUUGUCAACUUAACGAUGUUCUUGUUGGAUCAAGCAACACUUUGCAUUUCCCGAGCAAUGCUUUGCAAAAGCGACGAGCAACGCAUCUGGCGAAACAGGACAUGCAGAUCGAGGAGCAGUUUGCAGGAUGAACGUUGAGAUUUAUAAGGCGACGGGGUGACCAAUAACAUCUGAAUUGGUCUGUAAUAAGGUCCAAGCUUCGUGACAAUGGCCAUUGUGGAGCGUCUCAACGCGACCCUGAGGCCGGGUGGCGGCAGCGGUGGUGGCGGCGACCUCUGGUCUAACAAGGGGCGACGGGCGAGCACCGGCACGGACAGUGGCAGUGCCAAUGAAAGUGCCGAACCGGACCUGGACCGGCUGCUGGCCGCCUCGGCCUCCCAGGUUCUCCGCUCGCGGUUGGAGUUCGUUCCGGCAGCUUCGAGCGGUGACGCAAGCUCCCGUCUGGCGGCGCUGAGACUCAAGUACAAACCGCUCGGGCGCCGAGGGGACGCCGCCAUCGCGCCGUCGGCUUCCUGGCCGGGCGUCAGCAGCACAAGCAUCCCGCCGUCAGGUCGUGCUGCGUGUUGUUCGGCAUGGUGUUCUAACCCGGCAGGCGGCAGUGGCGGAAGCACUGGUCCAGGCCCUCCCCAAGAUGGGAUCCCAGCCCCCCAGAAGGUGCUGUUUGCGGCGGAGAGGCUGGUGCUGACCUGGGAGCGGGUGCAACGGGUGGGCGCGGGCCUGCACAACCUGGGCAACACGUGCUUCCUGAACUCCACGCUCCAGUGCCUCGCCUAUACGCCCCCGCUUGCCAACUACCUGAUGUCGCGCGAACACACGCGCGCCUGCACGCAGAGCGGGUUUUGCAUGCUGUGCAUCAUGCAGAAUCACCUGGUGAAGACUUUCUCCAACCCCGGCAGUGCCAUCAAGCCCCUCUCUGUGAUCAAUGACCUCAAGAGAAUCGCGCGACACUUCCGCUUCGGCAGCCAGGAGGACGCCCACGAGUUCCUGCGCUACACCGUGGACGCCAUGCAGAAAGCCUGCCUGAGUGGGCACACCAAGCUGGACAGGCAGAGCCAGGCCACCACACUGGUCCAUCAAAUCUUCGGAGGUUACUUAAGGUCAAGAGUGAAGUGUUCAGUCUGCAAAGGUGUCUCGGACACUUACGACCCGUACCUGGAUAUCGCCCUGGACAUUAAGCAUUCGAGUGACGUGGUCCGAGCCCUCGAACAUUUUGUCCGGCCCGACUUGCUGUCCGGAGACAACGCGUACAUGUGCCACCGCUGCCACAAGAAAGUUCCGGCCUCCAAGAGGUUUUCCAUUCACCGCGCUUCCAGGGUCCUCACCAUCUCCAUGAAACGCUUCGCGAACUUCUCCGGCGGGAAAAUCAGCAAGGACGUGAGCUACCCCGAGCGGCUCAACCUCCGUCCGUUCAUGUCGGUCCCAAACGGCGCUUCCCUCCACUACAGCCUCUACGCCGUGCUGGUGCACUCCGGCUACAGCUGCUACGCCGGGCACUACUACUGCUACAUCAAGGCGAGCAACGGGCAGUGGUACCAAAUGAACGACUCCCACGUGAGCCUGAGCAACAUCAAGGUGGUGCUCAACCAGCAGGCCUAUGUGCUCUUCUACAUCAGGGUCCAGGAUGCCAAGAAGCCUGGGGAUGAUGGCGGGGUUACCCCCCGGGGAAACGAGACCCCCGCGCGUGCCCUGGCGGCCGGGCAGCACGGUGGGGCCGGCGGCAAGGACGCGCGAGCGAGCGGCGCCCCCCCACCGGGCUCGUCGCAGCGACCACCGCUGCUCCACAAGAAUUUCGACUCUGUUAUCGUGGCAAGACCGGACCAGCUUGGAGUUUCCGUGCAACGCGGCCCAAACGCGGGGGCGUCCGCCCCGUCCACCGUGUCCACCGCGCCGUUCGGCCCGGCCCGGUGGCAGCCGAGAGUGACGAAUGCUCCGGCGUUCAUCGACAUUUUCGCGAAGAAGCCCAAAGCGCCGGACGCAGCCGAUACUCCGCGGCUCUCCGUUUCCGCGCCUCCUCCGGCAAAACCCCCAGCUCGGCCUGCCACGGCCAACGCCACCGCCGCUGACGUGCCGCCCAGAGAGAGGACCGCAGCGGCGGUGUCGCCACGCCCCACGCCAUCGGGCCUCGACGGGGCCGCGGAGGGCGGAGGGAGCGCGGGGAAAGCGUCGCGGGAGCCGCUACCCAAAGAGGCGCUGGUGGCCGACAAGCCAAAGCUGAAGACCCACGGCUCCGACGAUAAAAAGUCUCCGGAGCCGAGCGAGAACGGCGCGGGCAAGACGAUCGUCGGUGCCACCGAGCGGCAAGGCGACGGCGAUGGCGGCGUUGGCGCGGGCCGCGUUGGCGGGGCCCUCGCGAGCGCGCAGAGCGAGGACCCAGUCGGGGCGUCCGAGGAGCAAGCUGGCUGCAGUGCCCGACAAAGGGCCCACUCGGACGCGGCGAGCGCAAGUGGUGAAAAGACGACCGCCAUGCAAUUGUCGCUCAGUCCGAUGAAGAAUGCGCACAAGCCCAGGCCUCUGCUCGGAAAGCUCUUCCUCGUGUCGCCGAAGGCCACUCUGCAGGUGGGCCGCCCGGCCUGGCGCGUGAACGGGGCCUCCCUGCCGCUAUCCCCGCCCCUCAUGGUGGCGAUGCCGUCGUUGUUGCCGGUCGGAAAGUGGUCGGUCUCAAGCAGCCCCGUGCGCUCCCCCUCCUCCAGGCCGUCGCCUCUCAGCCCUGGUUGGAACAUCACCCCCGCGUUCCCAUCCUUGUGCCGUUCCCCGCCCGGGAAAAUCAAAUCAGAUGUUCUGUCCAAACCUAACGGAACCGCGCACAGCGGAGGAGGAGGGGUGGCAACUGCCAAGUCAUCGUCGUUACCGCCGCCACUGCUGUCACCUCUCGUGGCGAAUGGAAGCCACGAGGCUCCGGCGCUCGGGAAAGCGAACGGCAAAAUUAAACACAACCAGCAACAGCAGCAGCACAAGCAGGGCGACGGUUUGACCAAGAGGAAUAUCACCCCGGCGGAGACUUCGGCUACAUUGGCCGGGGCGACAGACGUCAGCACUGGCGGUGGUGACAGCGACCGCAGCAGUACCACGGGACCGAGGGAGAAGCCUUGCGGCGCAGGCGGGAGGUUGGAGGGCAUCGGGCAACUUGAGAAGGCGGUGGCGGCUGAGGUGGUGGUGGUGGAGGAGGAGGAGGAGGAGGGCACGACCGAAUCCACCGCCUCGGGCAAACGCAGGAAACGAAAGAAACGGAAGCGAAACCGCGACAGGGAGCGCGACGACGGCCUCCAGCACCGCGGUGAAGAAGGCGGAGACGGAGGAGAGAGCAGCGCUGCGCCACGUACGGAGACCGGGGAGACGGGAGACGACAUGGCCGGUAGAGCGAGAGGGAAGAAGAGGAAGCGCACGCCUGUAGAGUCACGCCAAGACGCCUCCGUUGCUGCUGAUGAGCGCUCGGAGCCGAAGAGCGGGGCGGAGGGGAAGAGACGGCACAAAAAGAAGAGGCAGCGGAAGUCGAAGCGGGAAGCCGAGACUCGGGAAGGAUCCGCCCUGGCCGAGGAAGUCGUGACGACCUCCAACAACGACGACUCCGUGACCGAGCUCCACAACUCGGAGGAGCGUUCUGCCACCGGCGCCGCACCGCGCGACGAGACGAAGAGGCGCAAGAGAGGGCGCCACCAGGAGGAGCUCCUCGGGCCUGACGCCACCGAGCGGACGCAGGCAGACUUCCCGGAGGCGGACGCCGGGCCCCCUAAAAUCAAAAAGAAGAAGCGGCGGCACUCCGAAGAAGCGGGCGGCAACGAGCGUGGGGCCGCCAAGGUGGAGGAGGUGGUGGAAGAGGUGGCCGAUGCAGGCCAGGAGGAGCAGCUGCCGGCACUCAUGAACGGGCAGGCCAGUGCGGCAGAGCGAGCACAUGUGGCGCCGGUGCGGUGGGACAGACACACUCGUGAGCGCCGCGGCCUGGCGGAACCCGAGAGGGCGGUCGCCCCGCGGAGGUCUGACGUGCUUGAGGAGCUCCUCCGCCGAUCGUCGGACCGCGCGUACGGCACCCCAGUGCUCUCGUGGGACGGGCAGCCGUCCCUGGUGAGCCGCGAUGCGCAGCGCGACAUCGCGAUGUGCAGACACGACCGCGUCACGGACGAGUGGGACGAGGAGUUUGACCUGGGCAAGACGAAAAAGGUGAGGAAGAAGUUGCAGCAGUGGAGGCAGUCGCAGGGCAACCUCUUCCAGCAGACGCUCGACUCCAGGGGCCGAGGAGGCCACGCCGAGAGGUUUUGAGGCUGGCACGGACGGAGACCUCGUGGCACAGAAAAGCGUCUCCCUCUCUCCGAGACAACACGGAUAGAGACGUAAACAUAUCCCGUGGAGCCCAGACAGGCUGUUGGGGGCGCAAGUGCUGUUGGCGAGUACCUAUUAAGGACGGCACAGCGCGUGAGAAGGGGGUGGUGUUGCUGGAACCGCACCCGGCCGCCUUUGUCUCCCCAGUGUUUAAUCUAGCGGAGGCCCAGGACCAGUUCGGGUGUUAUCCGUGGCCGGAAAUCAAACUUGGGCUGUCGCUGCGGUGCCGCCCCUCCAUAGACGCGCAUGCACGCGGGCGGAGAGGCAGGCAAUUCGGCGUCAUCCCAGGCUACCCAGCGCGUGCCACCUUUGCCAGCUCUAAUCUGUGACGCCGCCUCGAGCGUGGUCAACGCGGACACGCACCGUCGGCGCCACCCCGCUGCGAGUCUGGACAAAGCCGCGUUGCGGGGGGCCGGAAAAGAAACCUUCGCCCAUCUUGAGCCGACGAAAAAACCGCACGCGCCGUCGAUGGCUGCGUCGUGGCGUCCUCAACCGGGCGGUCGAAUCGCAUCACCUUUGCCGAGUUCUGCUGCCUUUUGUUGGUGGAGGAAGGAAGGAAGGAAGGGAGAGGCAUCGUAGGCACCGUUUCUGCCAAAAAUGCGACGCACCGAAGAAGAAAAAAAAGGGGGGGGAGGAGGAGGGCGACGUUUUGAGAUUGACACGUUCGCUCGCACAAGGGCCUCGCGACGGGGCUUCGUGGUGGGGGCUUCGUGGUGGGGGCCUCGCGACGCGGUUUGAGUGCCCACCAUCCCCCCCCCCCACCUCUCCCACCGCUGCACGCCGAUUGCUUUCAUCCAUGGCAGCCGUUAAGUGGCAAAUCGGCCUAUAACGAGUUGCCAAAUCUGCGGAGGCUGAUGGGGGAGGGGGGUGGUGCGGGGAAACUCGGCUGAGAUUUUCUUUAUUAAUAAGUGCGCUCCGCAUUUUUUUAUUUUCAUACAAUUUAUUUAGGUAUUAUUUAGUCUAUAAGAACAAAGAAAGAAAAAAAAAACAUGUAGCAGGAUGCCUGUGAAAUCCUCUAUACUUGAAAAAUAUAAGCUCGUGUAUUAAUAUAAGACGUGUUGCGGAGAAUUUCGGAGGGAAAUUAACCGCCGAUUUUAAAAUGUGCAUUUUCACACUGGUUGCGGAGAGACGGCAGCAGGUUUGGUGGUUUUAGAUCUGAAAACUCGUGGAAUGACCACUCGGUGCUUUAUUGGGACAGCUGUCAUAAGGGGGGGGGUGUGUCGUCGUCCCCCCAGGCUUAACAAGAAUGACAGCUGAGCAUUGGAAUUAUUGAAAUGUGAUGUCAUGAGACCCUUUGAAAUGUUGGGGGGCAUAUACACGGACCCAGUCGUGCGCAUCCUUAUGCCUAAUCGUUGAUAUUAAUUUUAACGAUAUGGGGUUACAGUUCAAUCCGGUAAAGUCGGUUAUUUUUAUUCUUAUCAGUUAUUUUUAUCUCGUUUAUACGGUCUCAUUAGUAUUGCCCGUCUCGUGUGUUCUGUCCAGAUCUGCCUCAUUAGUUCCGUUCACAUAAGUGUCACAUUUCCAUACAAUAAUUCAGCGCAUGAUUUUCUGAAAUAUUAGAUUCUUGCUUGCACAAUACGAUGGAUGUUCGAUACGUAUCCAUUGCACAAUGUGAUGGAUACGAUGAGAGGUGAGUGCCCUUUUUAUUUGAUUCACGGAAUAAUCAUUGCCACACUUGGCAGCAUGUUGACAAGUUUUGGGAUUGGGAGCCUACACCCCAUGGUCCAGAUACGGGCCCACAGCUUUACUUCAACAGUCCGUGACCUCUCUUCACACGGCCCCCAUGACUCUGCUUCACACGGCCCGUGACUCCGCUUCACACGGGCCGCGAUUUCUUCACAUCUUGGGCCGCACUAAUCGGAUAUACUGGAGGGGGGGAAUGUUUCCAACACCGCGUGUCUAUUAAAUACGAGCCCUCGUUAUCUUUUGCUUUAGUAAUCCGGGCGUUCACAAAAUAGGUUCAGACAAUGCCUUCCAUAUAUCUCGUGCUCUCCACAUUAACACGGUGCAAGCAUUCUUUCGCGCAAACUCAUCUGCCCACCACAGCCUUCCGGAAGGCCGACGGGCCGCGUAAAGAUUUUUAUUUUUGUUACACGCCGACGGAUGAGCAAAGGAGCCAUUGUCUGCUUAUCAUUUAUAUUAUUUACAGGCGCGACGUCCCGGUGGUUAUUCCGAGUCGAGGUGUGUGGCUGGUUGCCUGCCCCCUCCCAUGGAUGGUCCUGUUUGGCCGAUUCCUCUGCAAGCGUCUGGUUUCCCCACUUGCCGUCUGCAGCGGCGGCUGUCUGUGCCGUGCCACCUCGGUGUCUCGUGCGGGGAGGCCGGCCGUAGGAGAUCGAUCCAUCUGCUAACCAACGUCCUGUGUCGCACAGGGUGCCCAGUUGGCACCUCUAUUACUCCAAAGCACUGCGGUGUACCGUCCAUCGCUUUUCAAGGACUCGAGCAUUGGGACCGUGUUGAUUGCUGGUAUGUAAAAAAAAAAAAUCUGUAUGCAAUAUGGUUGUUUAAGCAGCUGUUAACUAUGCAAAAUAUAUAUACACGUGCCAUAGUUAAUACGAUUUUCUGUACCAAGUGCACGUGAAACCGUGUUCACAUUUCAAUGCAGGUGUUUGGGUUGUGCUUGCGGUUAAACCUUGUGUUCUUGAAAUAAACCUUACAGCUGACCCCA